AUGUUAGAAAAAAAGUUUGCUGACAUUGACAAAAAAUUUGAGAAUGUUUUAAACAAGAACAAGAGGAAGUUGGAAAAUGCUCAGAUAAAACCCAUACAUGACAAGUUCUUAUUUGCUCAGAAUGGUAUAACAGGUCUAAUUGCACCACCUGGGUCGGGUAAGACUUUCACUUAUCUUAAAAUGGCUGCACAACAACAAGAACUAGAUGAGAAGAACCCAUUCUAUGAGUUAGUUGUCAUUUGUAGUACUUCUGGUCAAUUUGACCAAACCGUCAAUUCGUUCAAAGAUAUUAUAAAGAAGUCUAAGUUAGUAUGUAUAAAAGACUCUGAGUUGUUAGAUUGGAUAAAGAAGUACCAAAGAAGAGUUUUGAAGUACAAUGCUAUAAAUGAGUAUAUAAAUUCUAAGUUUAAAGACCCAAAUGAGGAAAUGCAGAGAAUAUUAGAGAAGAAACACUUCAGAAACAAACAGAAAGAGAUAGAAUACAUUUCGAAGAAAUUGCAAUCUUACGAUUGGAAGACUUACCCUCACAGAUGUCUUCUUAUCUUAGAUGAUUUCGCCUCUCAUCCUUUGUUAAAGAACAGAGAACAAGA
Molecule: messenger RNA, 590 nt
Organism: Trichomonas vaginalis G3
Lineage: Eukaryota; Parabasalia; Trichomonadida; Trichomonadidae
Product: protein of unknown function, DUF4106 family
Exons: 1
Molecular function (GO): hydrolase activity; ATP binding; DNA binding
Source: RefSeq, a predicted model, not a curated record